GUGCGCGGGCAAUGCACCAAGCGAGCGAGUAACCGCCAUGUAUCGUUGAAAAAAUCUCCCUUUGGUUUUACUACGGAGCCACGUAAUAGGCUCGCUGUUAUAAAUUGUUGCGCAAACAGUGACUCUGGGCGCACGUUUCCCCACGCAAGCCUCUCCUGCACCCGCGUCGCACCCGAUGACAUCCCCCACUUUCUCUCACUAACCCAACCCGCCUUGGAUCACCGAGCGAGCAUCUCACGCGGAUCGGAUCUGAGCAAUCAACUAUAAAUACACCACUUCCGAUCACGACGCUUUCAACCACCAAACCCUUCUUCUUUUUCUUCUUCAAGUACAUUCAUCGCUACCUUUUUUCCUUUUUCUAGGGUUCUUCCUUUUUCUCCGUGAUUCUUGUCGCAUUCUCUGCGAUGGAGUCUCGCGACAGAACCGUGUUCGUGUUCCUGCUCGCGGAAUUUCGAGACUUCGAUUGAAAAUUCUGCCGUUUUCCGCGAACGAGUGGCUUUCCCCUCUCGGAUAUGGCGGCUUCUCCUGUCAACUUCCUCUUCGGAUUCUUGCUGCUCUCGAUUACAUUGUGGCUCGUGUUCAUAAUCCUUGGCUGCACAAAUAUUUUUCAAUGCAAGGUUCGAGGUGUGCACAACAUAAGGAGUCCAAUAGAUGUUUUGCUUCUGGGUUGCUGGCUUGGAUUCUGAGCCGGAUUUUGGGAGCAUCUGUUGGAUUUCGUGUUGGUGGAUGGAAAUGUUUACGGGAUGUGGUGGUGAAGUUUAAAAAGGGUGCCAUUGAAUCUGUUUCUGUUGGUGAAAUUAAACUCAGCUUACGACAGUCCCUGGUUAAACUUGGUGUGGGUUUCAUAUCUCGGGAUCCCAAGCUACAAGUGUUAAUAUGCGACCUAGAAGUUGUUAUGAGGCCUUCAAAUAAAAGCCCAGGGAAGAAGAAAACUAGGAAAUCUCGUGCUUCAGGCAGGGGAAAGUGGAUGAUUGUGGGCAAUAUUGCAAGAUAUUUGUCAGUUUGUGUGACUGAUCUGGUUCUGAAGACACCAAAAUUUACUGUUGAGAUCAAGGAAUUGAAUGUGGAUAUAUCUAAAGAUGGAGGAUCCAAGUCAAAUUUAUUAGUUGGACUGCAAAUAUUGCCUAUUUUUGUUCACAUUGGUGAACCUCGAGUUAGCUGUGACUUUUUAUCCAAUUUAAGUGGUGGAGGAUGCAGUUCUUCUGGCCAGGCAUCCAUUACUGCUUUAGAAAGGUCUUCAGCUCCUUUUAUCUGCGAAAUGUUCUCUGUCUCAUGUGAAUUUGGUCAUGAUAGGGAAGUGGGUAUAGUUAUUAAGAAUAUGGACAUUUCCAGUGGAGAGAUGACUGUGAAUUUGAACGAGGAGUUGCUUUUGAAGAGCAAGAGUCCAUCAAAGUCUUCUCCUGGUUCUGACAGUAAAGCAGGGUCACAUGCUGAUUCUGCAAGCACAAAAAUGCCAUCAAAGAAGCAGCAAACGCUUGCAGCUUUCUCCAAGUUCAGCUCUAUGUUUCCUGAAAAGGUCAGCUUCAAUCUACCAAAGCUGGAUGUGAGUUUUGUGCAUCGUGAGCAUGGUCUUUCUGUUGAAAACAACAUCAUGGGCAUCCAAUUGAAAAGCACCAAAUCACGAUCCACUGAGGAUCUUGGGGAGAGUACACGCCUUGAUUUCCAACUGGAGUUUAGUGAAAUUCAUCUUCUUAGAGAAGCUGGUUCUUCCAUUUUGGAGAUAUUGAAGUUGGAUUUGAUCUCUUUUGUAUAUAUCCCGAUACAGAUGCUUCCUCUGCUUCAGCCAAUAUCACCUGUUAGAGCUGAAACCGAAGUCAAGCUAGGAGGUACUCAGUGCAACAUCAUAAUGAGCAGGUUAAAGCCUUGGUUGUUCCUCCACUCGUCUAAGAAGAAAAAAAUGGUACUUCAAGAAGAAGCUUCUGUUGUUGCAAGACCUCAAUCAACCGAUGGCAAGACUGUCAUGUGGACAUGCAAUGUCUCAGCUCCUGAGAUGACAAUAGUGCUUUUCAAUAUGGCUGGUUCUCCAGUGUAUCAUGGUUGCUCACAAUCAUCACAUCUGUUUGCAAACAACAUUUCAAAUAUGGGGACUACAGUACACACUGAACUUGGAGAGUUAAAUCUCCACUUGGCUGAUGAAUAUCAAGAAUGCUUGAAAGAAAGUGUUUUUGGUGUGGAAUCAAAUUGUGGCUCCAUUAUGCACAUUGCAAAGGUUAAUUUGGAUUGGGGAAAAAAGGAUGUGGAAUUAUCUGAAGAAGAUGGUCCUAGGUGUAGACUAGGUUUAUCAAUUGAUGUUACUGGCAUGGGUGUAUAUAUAACUUUCAAGCUUGUAGAAUCACUUGUAUCAACAGCCAUAUCUUUUCAAGCUCUAUUGAAAAGCCUAUCUGCUUCAAAGAAAAAAUCGACUCAUAGUCAGGGGCGUUUAACAAAAUCUUCUGGGAAAGGGACUCAUUUUUUGAAAUUCAAUCUUGAAAGGUGUUCAGUACAUGUAUGGGGUGAGACAGGUUUGGAAAAUACAAUUGUUCCAGACCCCAAGCGAGUUAAUUACGGCUCACAGGGGGGUAGAGUUAUGCUAAAUGUGUCAGCAGAUGGUACCCCACGCAAUGCAAAUAUAAUGUCCACUAUUUCCGAUGAAUACCAGAAGCUGAAGUACUCUGUCUCUCUUGAAAUAUUUCAAUUUAGUUUGUGUGUGAACAAAGAGAAACAGUCCACACAGAUGGAACUUGAAAGAGCCAGAUCUGUCUAUCAGGAAUAUAUGGAGGAAAAUAGGCCAGUAACAAAUGUAGCAUUGUUUGAUAUGCAAAAUGCUAAAUUUGUACAGCGUUCAGGUGGGCUUAAAGACAUUGCUGUCUGUUCUCUUUUCAGUGCUACUGACAUUACUGUAAGGUGGGAGCCUGAUGUACAUCUAUCACUAGUUGAACUUGUUCUCCAGCUGAAGUUACUUGUACACAACAGCAAGCUUCAGGAGCAUGGUAAUGAACACAUGGUAGAUGUGUCUCAUGUGCAAGAUGCUAAUUGGAAAAAAGAAGUUACCAUUGAAUCAGGGCACCUUGAAAAGCCGAAGAAGAAAGAAUCUAUUUUUGCCGUUGAUGUAGAAAUGUUAAGUAUUUCGGCUGGGCUAGGUGAUGGAGUUGAUGCUAUGGUUCAGGUUCAGUCAAUUUUCUCUGAGAAUGCUCGGAUAGGAGUGCUCCUUGAAGGACUUAUGCUUAGUUUUAAUGGAGCUAGAAUCUUCAAGAGUAGUCGGAUGCAAAUUUCACGAAUUCCUAGUGUUUCUGCAAGUACAUCUGAUACAAAAGGACAUGCAGUUACAACAUGGGAUUGGGUUGUCCAGGGUCUUGAUUUUCACAUUUGCAUGCCAUACAGAUUGCAAUUGCGCGCCAUUGAUGAUGUCAUUGAGGAUAUGUUGCGAGGUUUGAAGCUCAUAAUUGCUGCCAAGACAAGUUUGAUUUUUCCUGUGAAGAAAGAGAGCUCUAAAGUUAAGAAACCUAGUACAGUACAAUUUGGAUGCAUAAAAUUUUGCAUACGCAAGCUAACUGCUGAUAUUGAAGAGGAACCAAUCCAGGGAUGGCUUGAUGAACAUUAUCAGCUGCUGAAGAAGGAGGCUGCUGAGUUAGCUGCACGGUUGAACUUUCUAGAUGAAUUUAUAUCGAAGGCGAAGCAAGGUUCCAAAUCAACUGACACUGUUAGUUCUUCUCAAGAAAGAAAAUUUUCUUUUAAUAAUGUUGAGGUUGAUGUAAAAGAUUCUUCUACUAUUGAAUCCAUGAGAGAAGAUAUUUAUAAACGAUCAUUUCGAUCAUAUUACCAGGCAUGCCAGAAUCUAGUGUUGUCUGAAGGGUCUGGUGCUUGUGUAGAAGAUUUUCAAGCUGGUUUCAGACCUAGUACUUCAAGGACAUCUCUUCUUUCAAUAUCUGCAUUAGAUUUAGAUGUAAGCUUGAAAAAAAUUGAUGGCGGAGAUUUUGGGAUGAUUGAGGUUCUGAAGAAGCUUGAUCCUGUCUGUCUUGAAAAUGAUAUACCAUUUUCCCGACUGUAUGGGUCAAAUAUUCUCUUAAAUACAGGUUCUCUUGUAGUCCAGCUUCGGGAUUACUCAUUUCCUCUUUUCUCUGGAAGUUCUGGUAAAUGUGAAGGCUGUCUUGUAUUGGCUCAGCAGGCAACCAGCUUUCAGCCUCAAAUGUAUCAAGAUGUCUAUGUUGGGAGAUGGAGAAAGGUUCGCAUGCUUCGAUCAGCUAGUGGUACUACUCCACCAUUGAAGACAUACUCGGAUUUGCCGAUACAUUUUCAGAAAGGCGAGGUGUCAUAUGGAGUGGGUUAUGAACCCGCUUUUGCUGAUAUUAGUUAUGCUUUCACUGUAGCACUUCGGAGGGCUAAUCUAAGUGUUAGGAAUCCUGGUCCACUUAUUCUGCCUCCAAAAAAGGAGCGGAGUUUGCCAUGGUGGGAUGACAUGAGAAAUUACAUCCAUGGAAAAAUUUCCUUACUCUUUUCUGAAUCAAAAUGGAAUGUUUUAGCAAGUACAGAUCCUUAUGAAAAGGUUGACAAACUUCAAAUUGUGACCAACUCUAUGGAUCUUCACCAGUCUGAUGGUCGUGUUUUAGUUUCCGCCAAAGAUUUUAAGAUUUUGUUGAGUAGUUUGGAGAGUUUGGCAAACAGACACGGUUUUAAAAUUCCAACAGGUGUAUCAGGUGCAUUCCUGGAAGCUCCUGUCUUCACUCUUGAAGUUACAAUGGACUGGGAUUGUGAAUCUGGAGAUCCUAUGAAUCAUUAUUUAUUUGCACUUCCAGUUGAGGGCAAACCACGUGAUAAAGUAUUUGAUCCCUUCAGAUCCACAUCACUUUCCCUUUGGUGGAAUUUCUCUCUUAGACCCUUUCCUCCUCCAUCACAAAAGCAGUCCUCGUCUUCCAUUACUAGAAGAGAUAUUGAAGGAGAUGCUACUGCAUUUGAUCCUUCUCACAUAUCCCAUAAUGUUUCACCCGUGUCCCCAACAUUUAACUUUGGAGCUCAUGAUCUAGCAUGGAUUCUGAAAUUCUGGAGCUUGAACUACAUUCCUCCGCAUAAGCUGCGCAGCUUCUCUCGUUGGCCACAUUUUGGUAUUCCAAGAGUUGCCAGGUCAGGCAAUCUUUCACUGGAUAAAGUGAUGACUGAAUUUAUGCUCCGCCUUGAUGCCACACCGGCUUGUAUAAAGAAUAUGCCUCUAGAUGACGAUGAUCCAGCCAGAGGACUGACCUUCGCAAUGACAAAACUUAAAUAUGAACUGUGUUACAGUAGGGGCAAGCAAAAGUAUACUUUUGAAAGUAAGCGUGACAUUCUUGAUCUUGUUUACCAAGGUCUUGAUCUUCAUAUGAUCAAGGCUUUCCUAAAUAAAAAAGAAUGUGCUAGUGUUGCCAAAGUAGUUAACAUGAUACUGAAAAGUUCACAAUCUCUAUCCAUGGACAAAGUCUCCUGCAAAAAGGGUUACAUGACCGAGAAAAAUUGUGAUGAUGGAUUUCUGUUAUCCUCUGAUUAUUUCACCAUCAGAAGACAAUCUCCAAAGGCUGAUCCUGCUAGGUUACUAGCAUGGCAAGAAGCAGGAAGAAGAACUAUUGAGAUGGCAUAUGUACGGUCUGAGUAUGAUAAUGGGAGUGAAACUGAUGACCAUAUGCGGUCUGACCCAAGUGAUGACGAAGGUUACAAUGUGGUAGUAGCAGAUGAUUGUCAGAGUGUGUUUGUCUAUGGUCUCAAGCUUUUGUGGACUAUUGGAAACAGAGAUGCUGUUUGGGCUUGGGUUGGUGGCCUGUCCAAAGCCUUUGAACCUCCCAAGCCUUCUCCUUCUCAACAGUAUGCACAGAGAAAAUUACUUGAGGAAAAAAAACUCCGUGAUGGAGCUGAUUUCCAUCAAGACGAUGUUUCUAAGUGCCCUCCCACUGGUAAAAUUUCCAAGUCUCCUUCUCUUCAACAGUUAAGUACUCCUGGAUCAGUCUCAUCUUCACCAAAUUCAGUUAAAGUGGACAACUUGCCAUCUGUCAAAAAAGAAAACAUGGAUGGUUCUGGUGGGACUCGACGUUUGAUGGUGAAUGUUAUUGAGCCACAGUUUAAUCUUCACUCUGAGGAUGCAAAUGGUAGAUUUUUGCUUGCUGCUGUAAGUGGCCGAGUUUUAGCCCGGUCAUUUCAUUCAAUCCUUCAUGUUGGUUAUGAGAUGAUUGAGCAAGUACUUGCUACUAAAGAUGUACAAAUUAACGAAUACCAACCUGAAAUGACAUGGAAAAGAAUGGAAUUCUCUGUUAUGUUGGAGGAUGUGCAGGCUCAUGUUGCACCAACAGAUGUUGAUCCAGGAGCUGGAUUGCAGUGGCUUCCAAAAAUUCUCAAAAGCUCUCCAAAAAUAUUGCGUACAGGUGCUCUUCUUGAAAGAGUUUUUAUGCCUUGUGAUAUGUACUUUCGGUAUACAAGGCACAAAGGGGGCACUCCAGAACUGAAGGUGAAGCCCUUGAAGGAGCUCAAAUUCAAUUGUGAUGAUAUAACGGCGACAAUGACAUCACGCCAGUUUCAGGUCAUGCUGGAUGUAUUGACCAAUCUUUUAUUUGCACGCCUGCCAAAGCCUCGAAAAAGUAGCUUAUCCUUUCCUGUUGAAGAUGAUGAAGAUGUUGAAGAGGAAGCAGAUGAAGUGGUACCUGAUGGUGUCGAAGAGGUGGAACUUGCAAAAAUCAACCUUGAAAAAAGAGAGAGGGAACAAAGGUUGCUUCUUGAUGAUAUUCGAAAAUUGUCUCUUUGGUGUGACCCUUCUAUGGAUCCACAUCAAGAAAAGGAAAGUGACUUAUGGAUGAUAUCUGGUGGGAGAUCUUUGUUGGUCCAGGGACUGAAGAGAGAGCUUGUAAUUGCUCAAAUAUCUAGAAAGGCAGCAUCUGCGUCAUUAAGGACGGCUCUUCAAAAAGCUGCGCAACUACGGCUAACAGAAAAGGAGAAGAACAAAAGUCCUUCCUAUGCUAUGCGCAUAUCUUUGCAAAUUAACAGAGUUGCUUGGAGUAUGCUUGUUGAUGGUAAAUCCUUUGCUGAAGCUGAGAUUAAUGACAUGAUAUAUGACUUUGACCGGGAUUACAAGGAUGUCGGCAUUGCUCGGUUUACAACAAAAUAUUUUGUUGUCAGAAACUGCCUGCCUAAUGUCAAGUCAGAUAUGCUUUUGUCAGCAUGGAAUCCUCCAUCCGAAUGGGGAAAAAAAGUGAUGCUUCGAGUGGAUGCACGACAAGGAGCUCCAAAGGAUGGGAAUUCUCCCCUUGAACUUUUUGAGAUAGAGAUUUAUCCCCUUAAGAUCCAUUUAACAGAGACGAUGUACAGAAUGAUGUGGGAAUAUUUCUUCCCAGAAGAAGAACAAGAUUCCCAACGUCGUCAGGAGGUUUGGAAGGUUUCAACCACUGCUGGUGCAAGGCGUGUAAAGAAAGGUUCAUCAGUUCUUGAAGCUUCUGCUUCAAACAGUCACACAACAAAAGAGUCUGAGGCUUCAUCCAAAUCUGGCAUAUCUGCAAUGCUAUUUCCCACAUCAAGUCAGCCUCCAGCCCAUGUUGACUCAGCUCAAGCAUCCAAAACACAAAAUGUCAAAGCAAACCCUGGCAAUGGUGCAACCCCCGAGUUGAGAAGGACAUCAUCUUUUGACAGAACUUGGGAAGAGACUGUGGCAGAAUCUGUAGCUAAUGAACUUGUGCUACAAAGCUUUUCUUCCUCAAAAAAUGGCCAAUUUGGUUCUACUGAGCAACAAGAUGAAGCUGCUAAGAAUAAUUCAAAAGGUGUGAAAGGUGGUCGCUCAUCUCAUGAAGAAAAAAAGGUGGCUAAAUCACAUGAAGAGAAGAGAUCUAGGCCACGGAAGAUGAUGGAGUUUCACAACAUCAAAAUUAGUCAGGUUGAGUUAUUGGUUACAUAUGAAGGGCAGAGAUUUGUUGUAAAUGAUCUCAAAUUACUGAUGGAUCAAUUUCAUCGAACCGAGUUUACUGGAACUUGGCGAAGACUCUUCUCGCGAGUUAAGAAGCACAUCAUCUGGGGAGUCCUAAAGUCUGUAACUGGAAUGCAGGGUCGGAAAUUUAAUAGACCCACUGGUGCUGGUGUUCCUGAAAUUGAUCUUAUUUUAAGUGACAAUGAAGGCCAGGCAGGAAAAUCUGAUCAAUAUCCACCAUCUUGGCCUAAGCGUCCAAGUGAUGGUGCAGGUGAUGGAUUUGUAACAUCCAUUAGAGGACUGUUCAGUACUCAACGCCGCAAGGCAAAGGCAUUUGUGCUCCGAACUAUGAGGGGAGAAGCAGAGAAUGAUUUUCAAGGUGAUUGGAGUGAAAGUGAUAUGGAUUUCUCUCCUUUUGCUCGGCAGCUCACGAUUACAAGAGCUAAAAAGCUUAUUAGGAGGCACACUAAGAAGUUCCGUUCCAGAGGACAGAAAGGUUCUACUUCACAACAGAGAGAAUCGCUACCAUCAUCACCACGAGAGACAACUCCAUUUGACAGUGAUUCUUCAAGUGGAUCCUCACCAUAUGAAGAUUUUCAUGAAUAGAAAUAUUAAUCAUCUAAAGGAUUUCUUACUUUUCAGCUGAGCAUGAUGCAUAUCUCAUCUAGUUCUUAAAUACUCUAAAGGAAGGGGCUCGGUUGAAAGCUAUAUACAUCUUGAACAGAGGGGCACUUGGAAUGGAAAGAGAACUUGGGACUAUGCAUGCAUGCUUGCAUGGUUGAUGUUGAUUGCUAUUCAUUGUGUAUUUUCUGUUGCAACCUAAGUCAUCGGUGAAAAAGAGCCUUGCUUGCUUUCAUCUCACAUCUAACAUCUUCUACGCAACAUCGAUCGGACAUCUAACAUUUGUAUUCCUUGACAACUUCAGUCAUCGAUGAAGAGCCUUGCGUUCAUCUCAUACGUGUGUUUUCGGGUUGUAUAUUCCUGUAGCUUCUGGUCAAUGUUCAAUUUUUGGCUUCUUAAUUUAAUUAGAAAAUAGUAGAAAAUAGGAGCCUAGAGGUUGACAUGAUUAUGUAUAUACAUUUGAUUAUAUUUUGGAAAAUAGAAUAAAAGCAAUAUCUUCUUUCGCACAGAGAGAUUAUUCUAAA
This is a messenger RNA of Glycine soja, 9030 nucleotides long. RefSeq names its product protein SABRE-like. The transcript has 24 exons. The record is from RefSeq and is a predicted model, not a curated record. Bases 611 to 8491 code for a protein of 2626 amino acids. Lineage: Eukaryota; Viridiplantae; Streptophyta; Magnoliopsida; Fabales; Fabaceae.